Messenger RNA from Tetrahymena thermophila SB210, 2190 nucleotides. Its product is annotated as EF-hand protein. Gene Ontology annotation, molecular function: calcium ion binding. The record is from RefSeq and is a predicted model, not a curated record. NCBI's taxonomy places the organism in Eukaryota, Ciliophora, Oligohymenophorea, Hymenostomatida, Tetrahymenidae. The transcript has 9 exons.
AUGAAAAGUCCACAAAGAGAUCAGUCAUUUGUAACAACAGCAUUAAAUGACUUUAGCAAUAAAAAGAAUCAAUAAUAUUUUACAACAAGACUAAAAGGUGCGAUAUUGAAGUAGUGUAAUACAUAUGAAAAUAAGUGUAACUAUUAAGAAUUCAAGUUAGCUUUAAAAUCUCUUAAAGCCAUAUUUUAAGAUGAUCAAAAUAUGAAGGAAACAAAAAAUAUUUUUGCUAAAAACAAUGAUUAAAUAAUAAUAAAUGAUCUAGUACAAUGUAUUUACUAUGAAGGAUAAAACAUACAAGCAGAAGUCAUAAUAUUUGUCAACAUUGAUGCUCUUAAAGAAUUAAUUUAAACUCAUAAUAAAUAACGAUAGGCUUAUUUAGGAUAAAGAGUUAAAACUGAAGGGGAUGAUCAUACAGAUCAUAUAGACAUAACAAAAAAAUACAGGAAUCCUCUUAUUUAAUAAAGAACUUUUUACAAUCAUAACAGAUCUUUUUACAACUUAAAUGGAUUUGACAGUACAACCUCUAAAAACUCAAACAGCAACUAUAUAUUUUAGAAUUAUAUUGAUGUAUAGUAGCCAUCAGUAUUUAAUGUCGAUACAGAAAAUAUAGAUGAAUUCAAAAAAAUUAAACUUCCAAGACCUAAAAAUUUAAGAAAUGAGAUAAAUUUGAGACCAUUCGCUCAAAAAGAUAUCACUAAUACUACUACUGCAAUAUCAAAGACCAAUAAAAAAGAAUUUACUUUGCUAGAAAAGAUUCAACUUAAUCAUAUUGGAUAUCAUCAUUUAUUAGCACUUGAAAAAAUUUUGGCAGAAUUAGACCCAGAAAACUAAGGUAUAGCUGACAAAGAAAAGUAUGGGAAAAUAGUUAAAAAACAUAUGAGUAAAAUUUUAAAUGAAGAAUUGCUGCAAGAAAUCAUAGAUUCUAUAUCAGAAGGGGAUUUUAUUUCUUGUAAAAAAUUAUCAGGACUCCUUGAUGCAUAUAAAUUUGCUCCUCGUUUUCCUGUAAAAUCCGAGAAGAAUAACUCAGAUAAUUUUAAAAGAAAAAUGAUGGAUUAUGAUAUCACAAUUCCAAAAUAGAGCAACGUACAUGAACUUUAUGUACUUUUAAUUGAAAAGCUUGAAGAAAAAUUUGAAAAAUUUCUGAAAGCCUUCAAGUUCUUUGAUUGCUAGUAAUCAGGAUAAAUUUAAUACAUGGAUUUCAAGUAGACUUUAGAUAAACUUUGUAUAAGAUUCAAGGAUGAAGAAGCUAGGGAAUUAUUUAAUAUUUUAGAUAAAAAGCAAGAUGGAUUUAUAGAUUAUGAAGAGUUCUGUUAGCUUGUGCCUAAUAAACUGGAAUUAGAGAUGCUUGAUAGAAAUGGAGAAAGUUUAGCACAAAAAACAAGAUAAAUUUAUGAAAAAUUUGGAGAUUUUCAUAACUAUUCUCCUGAUCCAUAUAGAGUAUUAGAAAGAUCCAGAUGUUAAAACCCUAGGUUCAUGGAUGAAACUACUGAAAAAAUAGGAAAGGAAAUAUUUUAUACAGAAAAAUUAAAAAAAGUUAUAGAAAAUAAUAUUGUUGUUAGAAAAGGAAGAUGUGAUCCAGGAAGUGCUUUUAAGUAUGGCUACAAUACUCCUUCAGAUAUAAACCAACAAUUUGCUUAUGGAAUUAAAAGUAAAAACACUGAAAAUAUGUUUGAUAUUAUGAAUAAUAACUAUUCAAAAGAAUGGACUAUGGAUUUAGAAAAUAAGAGAAUUUAGUAGGAUUUGAUGUUACAACAAAUAAAGUUUAAAAAAUAAAACAAAAAUACUUACACAAACCUUUUAAGAUAAAUGCAUAACACAUAGACAUAUAAAGAUGAUAGUCGAUCUCUACCUAAAGUUAAAAAAUUAGCUGAAUUGAAUCAAAUAAAACCUGUUUUUGAAAAAACUUUUACUGAACUUAAAAAAAGAAAUCAUUCAACUGUAAUAUAAAAUGCUUACGAUUUCUAAGAUGAUACGAAAUCAAAUAUAGGUUCAUUAAUGAGAGAGCUGAAAACUCCAAAUUCUUGUGUUAAUAAAAAUACUUAAGAUAUAAAUAUGCAAAAUGCUAACACUGAGUAAUAUACAAAUAGAUCUAAAAGUUUACUCAGAAACUACAUGAAUACUAAUCAAUAAAAAGGCCGAAAUAAUGGCCCCAAUUUUGAUGUUUUAAAUAGAACUUUUACAUGCUAUUGA